Jatropha curcas is the source of this 1875-nucleotide messenger RNA. The record is from RefSeq and is a predicted model, not a curated record. Lineage: Eukaryota; Viridiplantae; Streptophyta; Magnoliopsida; Malpighiales; Euphorbiaceae.
UUAUCCAAGCCACCCAAGUCAUUAGCAUUAUCAAAGUGUUUGCUUGAUGGUUUCAAUGGCAAUGGAGUUUCGCGUCCUUGCAACCUUAGCUUUACUCUCUGUGGUGGUAAUUGGAACAGGUAAUGCUGCUCUACCUGCUGAAAUGUAUUGGCAUUCCAAGUUGCCAAACACUCCUAUCCCACAAGAUCUUCUGAGUCUUCUUCAGCACGAUAUGGGAGAUACGUGCACUUUUUGGGACAUGGGCUUGGCGGAUAAGACUUCUGAGGACAGAAGAUUCAGAUAUAAGUAUUCUGAAAAUCCUUUUGAGGAUAACACUGAGGACAGAAGGUUCAGAUAUAAGUAUUCUGAAAAUCUUUCUGAGGAAAACACUGAGGACAGAAGAGAAAAAUAUAAGCGUUACGGAAAUCCUAUUGAGGAAAACACCGACGACACUUUGUUCGGAUAUAAGUAUUCUGAAAAUCCUUCUGAGGAAAACACUGACGACAGAAGGGAAAAAUAUAAGCGUUACGGAAAUCCUUUUGAGGAAAACACCGACGACAAAAGGUUCAGAUAUAAGUAUUCUGAAAAUCCUUCUGAGGAAAACACUGAGGACAAAAGGGAAAAAUAUAAGCGUUACGGAAAUCCUUUUGAGGAAAACACCGACGACAAAAGGUUCAGAUAUAGGUAUUCUGAAAAUCCUUCUGAGGAAAACACUGAGGACAAAAGGGAAAAAUAUAAGCGUUACGGAAAUCUUUUUGAGGAAAACACCGACGACAAAAGGUUUAGAUAUAGGUAUUCUGAAAAUCCUUCUGAGGAAAACACUGAGGACAAAAGGGAAAAAUAUAAGCGUUAUGGAAAUCCUUUUGAGGAAAACACCGAGGACGGAAAGUUCAAAUAUAAGUAUUCUGAAAAUCCUUCUGAGGAAAACACUGAGGACAGAAGGGAAAAAUAUAAAAGAUAUGAGGAGAAAUUCCAUAAACACAAUCUCCCUAACUCAACUGUGUUUUUUGUAUAUAAUGAUCUUCAUGCAGGUCAGAAAAUGAGAGUUCAUAUAACAAAAUCUACAAACAAAGCUAGAAUCUUGCCUCGUCAAGUUGCUGAAUCCAUACCUUUCUCAACUGAUAAGUUGUCAGAAAUUUUUCAACGUUUCUCUGUAGACCCUGAAUCACGCCAAAGUAAAGUCAUGAAACAAACUAUAGAGGAUUGCGAGUCACCUGGUAUUAAAGGAGAAGACAGAUAUUGUUCCACUUCUUUAGAGUCUUUGAUUGAUUUUAGUGUUAAACAUGUUGGGAAUAAAGUUCAAGUUCUUUUUAAUAAGGUAGAUGAACCCAAAAGAGUUCAGGAGUACACAAUCAUGGAUGUCAAGUUCAUGGGAGAAAAUCAUGUAGUGUGCCACAAGCAAAAAUAUCCAUAUGCUGUAUAUUAUUGUCAUGCACUAAAUGGUACUAGAGUUUAUACAGCUCAGUUGGUGGGUGCUGAUGGUACUGAAGCUGAAGCAGUUGCUGUUUGCCAUUCAGACACAUCUGAUUGGAGUCCAAAACACAUGGCCUUUUUACUCCUCAACAUGAAGCCGGGAGAAGGGACAAUUUGCCACUUUAUUAGAAGUGAUACACUUGUUAUGGUAUCCGCUGAUGAAGAUAUUGAAAAAACCUCUAAUGAUACCAAUCUCCUCAGUCAUGCUUAGAGUUUAAGCUUGCUUUCUGGUUGUACUAGUACCUAUGGUGGAUCUCGCAAUAAGUCAUUUUUUCAAGUGACAAUCUUUGUAUUAGAGUGUGCGAACAUACUCAACAUUUGUGUCUAUCUAUCACAUGUAGAUCCAUAUGCGAAGUUCGUAUAUAUGUUGUACUACAAUGUUGUGCUUAAUUUAAUUUCAUGGGAGUUUUAGUGUGCUUGUUU